GAUUGGAUACGUCACACAGGUGUAUGGCGUUAGUGGUGUUACAGUUUCUAGUUUGUUAUUUCUAUUUUUUCACGUGUUGGUAAGGUCAGUUAAAUAUGACAACAGAAGACAAAUUUCGUGCUGCCGUUAAAGUUGUUCGGGGACUACCAAAAACCGGACCUUUUCAACCUUCAAAUGAAUUAAAGCUUAAAUUCUACUCAUACUUUAAACAAGCAACUGAAGGACCAUGUUCUCAACCUAGACCAUCUUUUUGGGAUGUUAUCAACAAAACUAAAUGGGAUGCUUGGCAUGCUUUGGGGGAAAUGCCCCGAGAAGAGGCAAUGGAGAAUUAUGUGGGGGAGUUGAAAAAGAUCAUAGAAACAAUGUCAUAUUCAGACAGUGUUGCAGAGUUUAUGGAUGUACUGGGACCAAUGUAUGAAAGUGUCCCUCUUGAGAAAUCAAACUCCCUCCCUCAUCUAAAUGGGGAUAAAGAUUCAGAAAAUGACCAGGAAUUAAGCAGUUCUUCAGCAAGUCCUGUUAGAAACACUCCCAAUUUAUUGAAGCAAAUACAGGGAAAAAAGGCAUCCUGUCAUGAUGCUGAUGCAUCACCUGAGAAUCCCCUUUAUGAACAAGGCAUUGAUGGACCUACAAAUGUUAAUGGAUUGAGUGAGAGUAGUGGCUCAGACAGUGAAGUGGAUGAAUUCUCUGACACAUAUGAUCAAAUUCAAGAGGAUGAUGAUGAUGAGUUGCGGGUACUUGCCAAGAAGCAGGUUAAUGGGGAUAGUGGUGUUGAUAUCCAGAGUGAAUCAAUAGUUAUGGUAGAUAAUGACAAUCAGACUUGGUCAGUAUAUUCUGAGAGGGCCACAACUAAAAAUACAGAUCUUCAGAAAAGUGGUGAUAGUGGUGAAUUUCAACUGCAAGAUGUAGCAGGCCUUGAGGCAUCUAAAAGAAAUGGCCAAAAUGAAGAAUUGAUAGUUAAAACACGAGGUGGGGGUGACCUCACAUCUGGUAAAAGAAUACCCAAUCCUUUACAGGUUAAUCCUUCUGGCCAGGCCUCAAGUCGUCGACACACAAGAGCAGAAGCAGCAACUGGUAGUCGUGGUUGUCAACAUUUGCACAUGAGUGGUGCAUCGGGAAGUGGUGGGCAAGAUGGAGCUGGCAGAUCUCGACCAAGAGAAGUGGCUUCAGAUACUACAGAGCAGCUGGCCUUUGCUAUUUUACGGCUACAACAAAAGUUGGAUGAGGUCAUCAAUAGGCUUGAUACAUUGGAAACUUUACUGAACCAACAAGAAAAGCACAAUAAAAACACAGAGAUGUCCACCUGGUGGCCUUUUGGAAAACUCCCAAUGCACACAGUUUUAAUCAUUGCAUUGUGGCCUUUAUUGGCUCAAUGGCUCUUGGUAGUUAUUCAGAAGAGACGUCAUAAGUAAAUCCACAGUAAAUAAGAAACUUUGGAUUAGGUACUGAUCCUGCUUAUAUUGUAUUUGUGUAUAUAUAUGAAUAGAUCAGGAUGGCAACCAAAGUAGUGAAUAAAAGUUACAAUAUCGGAGGGUCUGUGUAAUGCAUCACACAUGAGGAUUCAUUAGGAACAUUUUUCAUUUUGUUUAAUCAUUCAAUUUCAGUAAAAUUUACUAAAGAGUAAUUAAUUUUUUUAAAACAAUAGUUUGAAUAUUCAGUGAUGUAAUAAUAGCUACAUUUAUUAAU
Molecule: messenger RNA, 1683 nt
Organism: Limulus polyphemus (Atlantic horseshoe crab)
Lineage: Eukaryota; Metazoa; Arthropoda; Merostomata; Xiphosura; Limulidae
Product: acyl-CoA-binding domain-containing protein 5-like
Exons: 9
Coding region: 96-1409 (437 amino acids)
Biological process (GO): fatty acid metabolic process
Molecular function (GO): fatty-acyl-CoA binding
Source: RefSeq, a predicted model, not a curated record